Molecule: messenger RNA, 10512 nt
Organism: Cataglyphis hispanica
Lineage: Eukaryota; Metazoa; Arthropoda; Insecta; Hymenoptera; Formicidae
Gene: Mctp
Product: multiple C2 and transmembrane domain-containing protein
Exons: 9
Coding region: 1429-4458 (1009 amino acids)
Biological process (GO): regulation of neurotransmitter secretion
Cellular component (GO): synaptic vesicle membrane
Molecular function (GO): calcium ion binding
Source: RefSeq, a predicted model, not a curated record
CAAAUUUAAUAUUGCUCUGUGCGAUGUGUUUCUCUUCUUCUCUCUGCAAACCGAGAAACAUCCAGAAUAUUGAAGGUAAAUUAGGCACAAAUUUGCUAUGUGGUGUAUCUCUGUCUCUUUCUCUCUGUGAAUUGAGAAACAUUCACGGCAAAAUAUCGUGCUGUGCGGUUAUAACAUCGUGUAUAUAUAUACAGUGUCUCAAUGUUUACCGACGUAACAGCAGUUUGCUAAUGCGAAUGGAGAGGGAAAGGAAGGCCAAUUGGUCAACAUAUUACGCCAGUUGUCGACGAAGCAUACUUAAUAGUCGGUCGAGUUUAGCCAUCCGACUUGCGGGCGAUAAGUGCAUCGUCGCUUAUCAAUGCGACGUGGAUACGAUGGAUACGAUACCGGCUCGUGAGUGAAUUUCAUUAUACAACAUGGUUUACCAUUGUUCAUGAUAAGAGACUUCCGAUCGUUGUCCACGUGAUUCAUUUAGCUGCUCGCCUACAUUUCUCGUAAUGACUCAGCGACGAUAAUCGGCAAUAUCGAAUACCGUUAUCAUUGUAAUUAAUUAACGUCUGAUAUUUGCACUUUACGCGUUUCGUAAAGUAAUGAGUCAGCGCGUACAAGUGUUUCCUCGUGAACAAUUUCUUUCCCACUCUUGAGUGUGCCAGCGUCAAUUGACAUCAGUCAGUGUUAAGUGAGCUUCAGUGUAUCAGACUGUUUGUUUCGAGAGUUUGUUGAAAGAUGUUUAUAUUAUAUCGCGCGAGUACUUAUUGCAAGAGAUGUACAAAAUAAUAUGAGUGUGUGAUUAAUAUUUCAGAUUAUAAGAUUUUUAAAAAAUCAUUAAUUUAGAGAAAAUUUAGAGGAAGACUGUAGGAUUUCUCAGGGUCACGCGUGUUGAAUCAUUACGUUCAAAUACUCCGUUUAUUUCCACUGCAUUAUGCAAUUCAACCGAUAACUUUUUCAUGCAAAAACUAUUUGAAUGCACUCAUUAAGAACCGUGACGAGUUAAAUGACAGGAUGAAAGACGGGAGGCAGAGGUGAUAUCAGACAUCUCGUUCUGUCGUCACGUGAAUCCAUUAGCAAUGAAGGAUGCAAGUCAAUCAGAGGAAACAUGAUAGCAAUGACGUUGUAUUAAGAAGCUUUCAUGAAGAGCAUCGACGAAAAUAAUGUUGCACAUUAUUUUCGUCUUGGAAUAGAGAACUCGUUUAAAAUUUGUUCGGUGUACUUGCAGAAGAUUAGAAAAAUUUCAAAAUUAAACAUUACCCUUAAGAACAAUUUCUACGCAGAAGGAAUGCUGUAUCGUUAAACUUGGACAAUAUAUUCGAUCUAAAGUCAAUGCACACACCAACUCAAUAUCACAUCUGAAAAGAAUAGUGAGAAAUAGUGAUAAAUCGCGCAAAUUUAAUACCACGUGGAAGACCAGAUCCAAUCAUCGCAUCCAAGAUGAACGUUACACCGGAAGAUUUUUCAUCCAAAGCGAAUGCCGCGAGCGAACCUAAUAUCAUCCCCGAGAUCAACGUUACGCCGGAAAUUGAUGUCACGUCCGAGAUCACAUGCGAAACAGAUGCCGUGCCGGGGAAAAACUUCCAGGAUGACGUGUCUAAAGUCAACGAUGUAUCUGAGAUUCAUGCACUAUCUAAUACGGAUAUCGUUCCUGAUAAAAUAGAUGAGACGUUUAUCGAUAAAUCAUCUAAUAUUACUGCGCCUCCCAGAAGAUUGCGUCGGAAAUUUUCCAUGGACCAACAAGGACGUCAUUCUCUUGCGGUAUUAGAUCCAACCGUAUCAAAACAAAAAUUCGACGAUACGGAUGACACUACUACGGAGAGCGAAGCUGAAAUUAGAAAUGACGUCUUGACGUUGGAUGGUAAUUUUUUUUUAGAAAAUCCACGCGAAGACAAUUCGAGAGAAUCGAGCUCUCUCGCCGACGAGAAAUUGAAAAUCCAGCAAGCUCCUGCGAUUGAAGAAUUGUUUGCCGAGACAAUUUCCGAAAUUAAGGAGGCGGAAUCGAAUACUGUCGAAAGCGAGAAAUCGAAGUUAGAGCGAGCGUCUGCGAUGAUAGAAGCCUGGAAGGCGCGAGUGGCUGAAGCAUCAAUCGAAAGGCGAUCCGAGAUCAAGAAAAGAAAGACGAAGCUAAGAAGUUCCAUGGAACGGAAGAUGGAAUCGAUAGAGAAGAUACUGGAGGAUCACGUGGAGCGGAUCUGGGAAGAGAACGUGGAGAAACACUCGUGGCUGCAACCGAUUGACACAUGGAUCGGCGAUCGUUGCAAGCCUUCCUCCAGCUACACAGUGACGCAUCGUCGACGAGAGGUCAACGAAGACGUUGUGCCAGAACUCACGUACGAUUUCAAGUUCACGUCGGCGACGACAGCGGACGAGGAGCCGAAAAUCGAGUGCGGACCGAUGGAUAAUCGACGAACGACGACAAUCGUCGAACCGAAAAUCGAAAGAAGAGUGAUUGAGCAUUUGCGGAGACUGCGAAAUCGAGCCGGUUCUCCGAAAUCAAAUCGAUUCGAGUCCGCGCAGCUGAAGAAGCAAGAAACUAUUCCCUCGCACGAGGAAAAUGAGGAGGAAAAUACCGAUGUAUUAAUCGAUUCCGAUAUUUUGGAAGUAAAGGAGGUCAAACGCUACGACCUUCUGGAUAAGCUAAAGGAUAACGUUAAGGAGAAAAUGGAAGACAUUCAUAGGUAUUUCCAGAAGACCAAUCGAUUAGCAGACGUAAAUAGACGCUUAAAAUCACAAAUAUGGAGUUCGGUGGUUACAAUUGUGCUCGUGGAAGCAAAGAAUUUAUUGCCGAUGGACAUAGAUGGUUUAGCGGAUCCUUAUGUAAAGUUUCGACUCGGCACGGAGAAGUACAAGUCGAAAGUUAUCAAUAAGACGUUGAAUCCAGUUUGGUUGGAACAAUUCGAUCUCCAUCUUUAUGAGGAUCCGUAUUUGGGGCAAGAGUUGGAGGUGACAGUCUGGGAUCGGGACAAGAGUCAUCAAGACGAUAUGAUGGGCAGGACGGUGAUCGAUCUGGCGGUUCUCGAGCGAGAGACCACGCAUCGGCUAUGGCGCGAACUCGAGGACGGUUCGGGCAAUAUUUUUUUACUCCUAACAAUAAGCGGCACUACGGCCAGCGAGACAAUUAGCGAUCUGGCCGCACACGAGGAAACGCCGAUAGAGCGCACUCAAUUAAUCCAACGCUAUUCGAUCUUAAAUACAUUGCAGAGGAUACGCGACGUAGGUCACCUGACAGUGAAGGUAUAUCGAGCACAGGGACUCGCAGCGGCCGAUCUCGGAGGUAAGAGCGAUCCAUUUUGCGUUCUGGAGCUUGUCAAUGCCAGAUUACAAACGCAGACCGAAUAUAAAACUCUGGCACCAAAUUGGCAGAAAAUUUUCACUUUUAAUGUAAAGGAUAUCAACUCCGUUCUGGAAGUGACAGUGUAUGAUGAGGAUCGGGAUCACAAAGUGGAGUUUCUUGGGAAAGUGGCGAUACCAUUAUUAAAAAUUCGUAACGGAGAAAAACGAUGGUACGCGUUGAAGGAUAAGAAAUUAAGAGGCCGCGCGAAGGGCAACUGCCCUCAGAUUCUUUUGGAAAUGACCAUCGUGUGGAAUAUAAUAAGAGCAUGCAUCAGAACGCUUAACCCGAAGGAAAAAAAAUACAUGGAGCCGGAAAUGAAAUUCAAGAGACAAGUCUUUCUGCGGAACGUCCUCAGGCUCAAGGCUAUUAUCGUCGUAUUUAUUGACAUAGGAAAAUACAUACAGAGUUGCUGGGAAUGGGAAAGUAAGAUGAGGAGCGUCAUCGCUCUGGUCAUUUUUGUUCUCGGAUGCUAUUACUUCGAACCAUAUAUGAUACCAGGUCUAUUAUUAUUGAUUCUUCUAAAAUAUUACUUGCUUAGCGGCGAAAGGAGCGGGUUCAAUCAUUGGAUUUGCGGACAGGUCGCUGUGGUGACAGGUGCACCUUUGAUUUACGCAAAUUCGCAGUUUCAAGAUCAUGCUGAAAUAGGAUCCGAUGAUGGUCCGGCAACGCCAGGGGACGACGAUGAUGACGAGGAUGACAAAGAUAAAGAAGAGAAAAAAAGUCUGAAGGAGCGUUUACAAGCAAUCCAAGAGGUGACGCAAACAGUACAGAACUCAAUCGGCUACAUAGCUAGUCUUUGCGAGAGAGUGAAAAAUCUUUUCAACUUCACGAUUCCCUAUUUGAGCUAUUUGGCGAUCACUCUGACGAUCGCCGGGGCAGUUGUGCUUUAUUUUAUUCCUGUCCGGUAUCUGAUCCUCGCCUGGGGAGUUAAUAAAUUCGCCAGAAAAAUCUUCAGGCCUCACUCCGUGCCCAACAAUGAGAUUCUCGAUCUUAUAUCUAGAGUGCCUGACGACGAGGAACUGCUUAAUUAUAGAGAACUGAAACCUGUGCCGACAGCGGAUUGCGAGAGAGGCUCGGGCAGUCCCAGUUCAAAUACGAGAAGAGAGCAGAGAAAGAGGCACAAAGCGGCGUAGCAGAAUUACCCGCGGCCGGAAGUCGCGGGUCCAACAAGGUCAUCCAGUAUCCUUAAAAAGGUCCUGCUGCGCCGGAAAUUGCGACAGCGAAAAGGAUCAGCGGAAAAUAUGGAUGUGAUUGAUAUAGACUGAACAUGUACUUUCAUUUUUUUAUUCUCCCUAAAUCGUAAGAAUCUUAUCUAUCGUCAGUCGUUGGCGAGGGUAUCGCACGUGAUAUUGCUUCGAAAGAGGCGAAAACAUAUAGAAAUUAUUGACAAUGAAAAAAUUUUAAUGAAUCGAAAGAGGAUAGCAAAGAAAUCGGGAUGGAUAUUUGUUACGUGAGUAAUGAGAAAAAAAAAAUAUUCUUACGCGGAAGAUAGGAUAUUAUGUACUGCGGUAUAAAAAUGAUUGAUGAUCAUAUGAUAUAUCUUAAGGUAUAUAACAUCGUUAAAUAUAAGAAAGAUUAGAAAAAGACCCAAUAUGCGUUGAAAUAUAUAUCGUGAAUAAUAUUAUAUAAAAUACGUAAUGCUAGAAUUACGAACACGUAGCGUAUAAUAUAUUUAAAAAUGCCAUUACCAUUUUUUAAAAUGUAUUAUAUGAUCAUGUCGUUUUUUCUUUCCGCAGUCGUUAGUAGAUAUCCAUGAUACUAAACGGAGAUAUUAUUGUUAUUUUUUAAAAUGUAUGGUGCAUGUGAUCAUUGAGAAUUUUCUUCUAACUAAUUCAAUAGAUCAGAAAAAGUCAAACAAAAAUAAAAUUAUAUCUAAUCAUCUAAUUCAUUUUAGAUUUAAAUCUACGAUAAUAAAUGCUAAAAUUCGGAUUAAACUGGGUUUCUUUGUUAUUGAUAAUGAUGUGUAUAAAAAUAUAAUCAACGAAGAAGUUUGUUAAUGUAUUUUAAGAUUUAAAUUUAAACGUUAAAGAAGAUUGAUAUAUUCGAGUAUUUAUAAAGAUUUAAAAGCAUAAAAGUAUAAGAAUGUAAGCAAAAACGCAGAAAUAAAAAUUUUAAAAAUUGCAUAAAUAACAAAUGGUAAAAAAUAAGCAAAUAUCUCAAAAAGAGAAAAAAAAAUUAUUUUUAGAUUUAGUAAAUUUUAAAAAUACUUUAUUAAAAGUCUCAAUUUUUUUUACAUUUAAAAAUAUUUAAAUCAAGAAAAUUAUAGCUUCUUCCUUGGUCAUUUGAUUUAGACAAGAAAAGUGUGUAAUAAUUUUUUUUACAAUAAUCUCCUAAAAAAUAAACAAAAAGAGAGAGAGAGAGAGAGAGAGCCAGAGAAAGAUACAGAGACACAGGCAAGGCAAUCUUGAAAGUAUUUCGUGUUUAAAGGGAGAAUCACGUUUCGAGCAUAUCAAGAAAAGCAAGAAACGCGUAUUCUUAAAAAUUAGUUAACAAUUCAUUAGUUAACAAAUUUGACAAAUUAAUGAAGAUAAAUAUUUAAACAAAGCGCGACGACAGUUUCCUUAUUGUUAGCGGAACACAUGUCGUUCGUUUCGUCCAUCGGUGUCAUUAGUUAGCCAUUAGAUAUCGUUACGAGGAAUAAAGAGAUAUAAAAGCAAUUAAAUAUUUUUCAGGACAUAAUCAAGUAUUAGUAUUGUUACCAAAAAAAGUUACGCAUAACUGGGCUUUGCAAAAGAAUAUUAUAUAAUUUAUUUUAAAUUAAAUUCAGAUGUUCUGCCGUGUUUUUCUUAUCAAUAUUAAAAUAUUACUUCCAAAAGCUCUAUAUAAAAUAUUCAUUGAAGUUUUUAAAAUUAAACAAUUACGUUUUACAGUACUUGUAAUUAAUAAUUUGAUGCAGGAAAAAGUUAUUCUGUUAUUAUUUGAAUAAGAAAUACACGGCAGAACUUCCGCAUUAACUCAAUACAUUCGCGCAUGCGAUUACGCGAAAUUGUGUACGCACGCUUAUAAGUAUAAGUUGCGCGCGAUGAUUCUCUUCUAAAGCGUCUGACGUUAUUUAAGUCUUCGUUCCAACGCACAAUUUGUUGAUUAAAUGAUAGAGAAAGAGAGGGAGAGGGAGAGGGAGAGGGAGAGAGAGAGAGAGAGAGAGAGAGAAAGCGCGAAAUUAUUUUAUUUGGGCAUUUCUGUAUUGUUGAGGAAAUCGUUGUUGUGCGAGAAAAGUUUUGCUUUUUCGACUGGAAAUCAUUCAGAUCACGGCGCGUGUAUUUUUACACUAACAGUGUUUGCAUUUGGAUCUUUGGUUAGAUAAUACUAAUACCGGAAGUAUAUGCAACACACUUUCUAUGUGAUAACUUUCUUAUCACGUAGGUAAUAAGUUCGAUGUACUGCUGGUGUUACCAAUGGCGAUUUUACCAUGCCUUUUUAACAGACGAUUACAUAAUCGCCGUGACAUUUUCUGUCCAGCAUGCAUUCGUUUCCUUCUUAUAUUGAAUUUGUUGCGCAACUAUGUAAUAUAAAAAAUUUAUAGAGUACUGUAGUGUACUGAUUAUAAAGAACAAUCGCGCAAAAAUGCUUUUUGCAUUAUAGUACAUAAUUUUCAAAGAAAUAAUUAAAAAUAAUUAAAAAAAGUAAUUAAAACAAAGAAUUAAAAAAGAAUUAAAAAAGAAUUAAAAUUUAAUUUAUAUCUAAGUUUGAGAAGAUAAGAUCGAAUCAUAUUUUUCAAUUAACUUCAAGUAUAUUUUCAUAAAAUUUCUAUUUGAAACUUAAUUAUAAAAAAUAUAUAAUAUUGAACAUUAACAUUGUAUUACAAAAAAUAAUAACUUUCCUCGUUUUUAUUAAGGAAAGAUCGUUUUUGCGAAUUACUUGAUCGAGAAAGCUAUAAUUAAGAGGAUAAUUGAAAUUUAGAUUAUUUCAAAACGCGUUUUUACCCGUCAAUAAUGUGUUAAGUCAUUAUUUAAUUAAAAAAAAAUACAACAGAGUUGUAAUUUCUUCGCGGAAGAAGGAGGAAAUGUCACGCGCGAUGAUUACAAAUGCAGGCUCGUUAUGUAAAAAUGCACUCGCUUAAGAAUGCGGAUAGUACCUAAAUAUUUAUUUCUGGUCACAAAUUUACUGGUCUAUGGACAAUAGAGAGAAUUGGAGAAAGAGAGAGAGAGAGAAAGAGAGUGUGUGUGUGUGUGCUUGAAAGAGAGAGAAAAAGUAGUAUCGCUGAUCCAUUUUUCGCUUUUCUAAUUGUAUACUAUAAUCGUUAUAUACACGUGCAUACGUCUUUUUGCAAUCUUUUAUCCUCAAUUUACUCAUUCUCAUCCUCUAUGUAUAAGCGCCUCGACGAUCCUUUCGGCACAAUAUUUUAAAGUCUCUUAUGGAGCACUUACACACGCGAGGCGUAUUUAGCCAAACACUUAUAUAAACACUUACACGUAAAUAACAUAACAGACUGGAUGUUUUACUACUGUUCGAUUCAUUUCAAAUAAUUUACUUUUUACAGAUUCUUGGAUCAAUUUGUAUAAUGUUUUUUUUCUAUGUUAAUUUUGAUAGAAUUUUAAUUUAGAGUUUACCUACAGAGAUAUAUUAAAUUAAAAAUUAGAGUGCGUGCAAUAUGUAACGAUUUUUCUUGACAUUUUUAAGUUAAGAGAGAAAUUUUCAAAUGCAUCAAAGCUGAAGCUGUAGUUAUAUAUUUAAUUAUGGAACACACACACACACACACACACACACACACACACACAUUGUUUAUUUCUUUUGUUAUUACUAAAGGCCUAAGAGGCGAGCUAAAACAAAUCACACACGCAUUUUCAGGGCUUUACAUACAUCAUCUAGUCAACGAAUUUACUUAGACGCUCGUGAUAUUUGUAAAAUCAUUUUCUAAUGUGUUUUUCGGACUUUGCAGUUUUCUCUGCUUAAUUUUUAAUGUUUAUAAUUUUAUCUACUUUUAACAAACACAUUGCCAAAUAUUUCAAUACUGACACAUUGAAUCAAGAAUACGUCGCGCUUUUUUAUGUUUGUUUAUUUCCAAAGAGUAUGUCAAAUAUUUAUCUGACAAUGAGUUUAUAGUUACGUAGAAAGUUUAAUAUUCUUUAUGAUAGAGAAUAAUAAUUUAUUUUUUAUCUUAAAAAAAAAGAUAAUAGAAGACAGUAUCAUCUCAAUAAAAGCAAAUCUGGAUACCGUUAAGUCGAUAAAAUUCCUCUAUCGCUAUCAAAAUACAAAAAUUAGUUUGCAAAAUAUAUUUUUCUGUACCUAUAAAAUAUAAUGAAGAAACAAUAGUCUAAGAGAUUAAAUAGAAAACUCAAUAUUAUAUAAUUAUGAAAAAGUUUUAAUUGUUCGGAAACGCUUUCUCAAAAAACUUAUUAAAGCUUAGCUGCAGCUUAUGUAGUAUUGAAGAAAUUAUACAUUGAACUUCUGGAAGUUCAAUUUUAAUUUCUGUUUUAAGUCCUAAUUGUAAAUAUAUUACUUUGCAUAUUUCAUUUUAUACCAGAUACGAUAUAAUAAUAUAUUUUCAUACAUUAAUUUAUAUCAAUUUUACUCAAAUAUACAUAUAUAUAUACUUUAUUCGAAUCGUAUAAAUAUCUACAAAAAGUUGUUUCAAAUAAUUUUUAAAUAUCUCAUGGAAUAUUUUUCGAAAUUUUUCUGUUUAAAUUUAAAUUCUACUUGCGUUCGCAAGUAACUAUGUUGCGUUUAUUCAAUUCUACAAUUCAUGCCAGAAUUAAAAGUUCAAUUCUGAUUAUCGAGACAAGUACCUGCUAUUAAAACCAAGCAUCAGUAUUAACGAAUAGAGAUGUUGCGAAGACGCGAUAGAUACGUCAGGUUUUAAACUCGUUUUUAACUACUCCUAGUCCUUUUCUACUCUUCCAGUUUUGUACCUCGAUAAAAUUGUGUCUCCCUUCUGCGAUCGACACAAUUUUAUAUUUUCUUCCCAUUUUAUUGUCUUCACUAUUUUCGAGAAUACGCGUCAACUUUAUACGCAUAACGUACAUACAUAUAUACACACACACACACACACACAUAUAUAUAUAUAUAUAUAUACGAUAUGCCUUAGAUUAGUGGUAGAGCUCUAUUCUUCAAGGAAUCAACGAUUCAAAACUUACAUCUCUAACACAAGUAUAAUCUGCUUUACUUAUCGUUAUACUUAAUUGUUAUUAAAUCUCGAUAAGAUUUAUUGAUUCUAAAAUUAAAUAUUCAAAAAAAAAAAAAGAAAAAUUUGAAUUGCUAAAUUUCCAACUGUCAAUUCUAAAGUCCAAAUAUUGGAAAGUUUUAUUUUCACAAAUUGCCUUAAAUUACACAUAAUUUAAAAAAAAAUAUAUAUAUAUAUAUAUAUAUAUAAAUUAAUAUAUGUACAUACCACAUAAUAAAGCUGUGGAAAUUUUUGUAAUAAUGCAUAAAGUAAUAAUUUUUAUAGUUUUUUGUGUAAAAUAUAAUUUUUACAUUUUAAAUGGACUUAAGACAAUUAAAAAAAAAAACAAGCUUUUCACACACACACAUACACAUAUACACACAAUUCUCUAAUUCCUUUUACAGGAAAUGGACUUCCUUAUACGAGCUUCAGGAAAGUAUUUGAGCGAUAUGCACCGAUACGCAUCUUUUAGUAGAACAGUCUGUAGCGGACACGCCUGUACACAUAUACACACACACACACACAUAUGCACGUUUCGAAUUUGCAUGCUCCAGUUUCUUCGUGUGUUAUUUGGAUCUUCAUUCGAGUGUUUAGUCGUUAAGAGAAAUGCGAGUAUCGCAAAUAUUUACGAGGAUCGCGUGCGUUUUUCUCAAUUACAUCGGCCACUGAUCUAGAUCGUUUAGAUCAGUCGAAACGCUCCGCACACAUUUGUCUACUUCCUAAUUGAUAAGAGAGAGAGAGAGAGAGAGAGAGAGAGAGAGAAUUUAGAUAGAGAACGCAAAUGUGAUUCAAUCAAUCGAUCGUCGAGAAGAGAGAGAAAGGAGUACGUAUCGAGGUGAAAGGUGUAAGUUCAUCGGAGGAUCUCGAUCGAUGCGUAUGUGAAAUUCGUUACACUUAUAGUGGAAUUUAGCAAAAAAAAAAAAAAAGGCGGAUACCAUCGAUCGAGCUCGUUCUGGUGUCCUUAACCAACAUUCUUGAUAUUCCGAUAAGAUGUACUUACGACAAAGCGUGAUAAGAAUCGUUAUUAUAUUCAUAAUAUAUGAAAAGAGAUGAAAUAUUGAAAAAUAAACGAAGCUUUUAAUAUCCA